CCCCUCCCUCGGUGCCCACCGGGUCCGGCCCCGCCGAGCGCCGGCGCUGAGGGCAGACCCCGGUCCCAGGGGCGCUGAAUGUGUCGGGCUGUGGCCGUCCCGCGGGAGCCGUGCCCGUGCCGUGCUGUCAGCGAUGAUUCCCAGUCCCGUCUGUGCCCGGUGUCCCUGAGCUCUGCAGCUGCCCUCUCCCCGGGAAGCGCUGUGUCCCCGGGGGGAUGCAGAGCCACCCAGUGCUUGGCCCAGCAGAGCAGGGUGUGUGGAGCUGCUCUGGUGCCACGGGGCUGUUCCCAGGCGCGGGCUCGCUCUCAGGAGCAGUUCCUCUGCAGGCUGAGCGGCACCGACUGCAGCUGGGGAUGGUUCCGCUGCUACCUGCCGUGAGGCUCAGGUAGGAGCCGGGCCAUGGGGGCUACCCCGGGGCCAGCACCUCCCCGCUGCCCUCCGUAGCCCAACAGCAGCUGGUGGCUACCUUGGCGGGCCACCAUGGACCAGCCCACACGUGUGUCCGGGCCCCGCCGGCUUCUGGGCUGCUUCAGGCGGAAGCCGCAGGCCAUCGGCGGGGAGACACCACCAGAGCCGCAGCCGGAGCCGCAGGAACCCGAGCAGACCCGUGUGGUGCUGCCGCUGGGCGAGGGCCAGCUGCUGGAGGAGUGUCCCCUGUGCCUGCUGCCGCAGCCCCCCGAGGCCUUUCCCAGCCUGGGCUGCUGCUCGCACCGCUCGUGCCGGGCCUGCCUGCAGCAGUACCUGCGCCUGGCCGUCCGCGAGAGCCGCGUGCCCGCGUCCUGCCCGCACUGCCCCGCCGCGCUCCACCCCGCCGACGUGCACCGCCUGCUGCCCGAGCCCGCCCUCCGCGACAAGUAUGAGGAGUUCCUGCUGCGGCGGCUGCUGGUGGCCGAUCCUGGCACCCGCUGGUGCCCUGCCCCUGACUGCAGCUACGCUGUCUUUGCCCACGGCUGUGCCGAAUGUCCCCGCAUCACCUGUGGGCGUGAGGGCUGUGGCACCGAGUUCUGCUACCACUGCCGGCAGCCCUGGCAUCCUGAUGGCCCCUGUGCACCGGCCCCCAGCCUGGCCACCCCCACGGCACAGCUGGCCCAGCAGGAGGAGUUGGGCAAUGCUGAGGCCGAGGACAUCAAGGUCUGUCCUCGCUGCAGUGCCUUCAUCAUGAAGAUCAACGAUGGGAGCUGCAACCGCAUGAACUGCACGGUCUGUGGGUGCCUCUUCUGUUGGCUCUGCCUGCGUGAGAUCUCUGACGUGCACUUUCUGAGCCCCUCUGGCUGCACCUUCUGGGGGAAGAGGCCCUGGUCACGGACCCGGAGGAUCCUGUGGCAGCUGGGCAUGGUGCUGGGAGCGCCCAUGGUCAUCUCCCUUGCUGCGGGUGUUGCUGUCCCCGUCAUUACCAUCGGGAUCCCCAUCUACAUGGGUAGGAAGGUGCUGGGCCAGAGCCGGCGAAGCAGUCUCUCCGGGUGCCAGCAGUGCCUCUCUGUCACCAGCAGUGUCCUCCUCUCUCUCUUCGUGUCCCCUAUCAUAACAGCUCUCACUGUGGGUGUCGGCGUGCCCCUGGUGCUCACCUACGUGUACGGGACCGUGGUGCUGUCGCUGUGCCGGAGCCGCUGGGGCUGCAGGGGCGGCCGCACGCCCGGAGACCUCAGCGUGGUGGAGCUGGACAACCUGGCUAAACUGAACGAGCUGUGGUCAGUGCUGCCCAGCCCCAGAGCAGGUGAGGAUGGAGCUCCAGACCCCGCUGCCUCCCUCCCCAGCAGCAGCCGCAGUGCGCGCCCAGGGCCAGCGUGGCCAGAACAGGACAGCCAGUCAGCCAGCACAGUGGCCCUUGCAGGGAGUAUGCUGAGUGAGGGCCAGGACAUCUCGGACAGGGAAGGUGUUACCAUCGAGGUGGAGGUGUCGGUUGAAGCGGUGCCACGUUCUGCCCGGCAGCAGAGCCUCAGCAGUGCCCUGUCUGGGCAGAGCCUCUCUGGGGACUCCCUGGCAGCCACCAGUGACAGGGGCAGCUCCAUGGGUGUCCCUGUGGAGUGAUGGGGGCCUGAGGGGGAGAGUCUUGAUCCACACAUAGGCCCUAAUCCCAUCUGUGGCAGAACCAGUCCCCCUCUGCCAGCACGCCUAGCCCUGGGAGCCGGGCCCUGGGUGGGUGCCAGCUGCACCCAGCACUGCUGCACCCUGCGCUAGCCCUGUUCAACCCUUUCCCAGAGGCACCGCUAGGAAAUAAAGCUGCUUUCUGAGGGUCCCUCUGUCUCCUGUGGCAAGACUCCCCUGACAGUGCAGCCCCCUGGUGUGCACGACAGGCAUCGCAUCUGCACCUGUGUGCGGAAGAGGCCACGCAGGCACUGCAGGGGUUGCUGUGGCCUCUGCCCCGAGAGCAGGCUGCAGGGCUGGGGGCGGGCAGCAGCUCCAGUCUCUGGUGCUGAUCCCCACAGGGGCCCGUCCUGCAGUGAGGCCAGUGUGGAGGGACCACAGAGUAACACUCUGGGCUGCAGGUGGGGACCUGUUGCCAGACAGGUUGUGUAGUCUCAGGCACUGGGAUCCUCACUA
This is a messenger RNA of Ficedula albicollis (Collared flycatcher), 2541 nucleotides long. Its product is annotated as E3 ubiquitin-protein ligase RNF19B-like. The record is from RefSeq and is a predicted model, not a curated record. Gene Ontology annotation, cellular component: ubiquitin ligase complex; cytoplasm. Gene Ontology annotation, biological process: protein polyubiquitination; ubiquitin-dependent protein catabolic process; positive regulation of proteasomal ubiquitin-dependent protein catabolic process. The coding region runs from base 481 to 2028 and encodes 515 amino acids. Gene Ontology annotation, molecular function: ubiquitin protein ligase activity; zinc ion binding; ubiquitin conjugating enzyme binding. Lineage: Eukaryota; Metazoa; Chordata; Aves; Passeriformes; Muscicapidae. The transcript has 11 exons.